AUGAUGCUCUCUAUCCCUCCAGCCCGUCGAUUCCUUGCCCCGACACUGGCCGUGCUCACGCUCCUGAUCGUCCUCCGCCUGCGAUCGCACCGUGCCCUUAUCCGCUCAUCACAGGAUGCGCUUCUUCAUGGUGUGCUGCAGAGCUAUGUGACCGGAGGCGCUCAAGUCAUUGUCGUCAAUGCCAGCACUCAUCCACACCUGUUCCUGACCGGUUCAUCAGGCAGCCGUGAACAAGGCGCAGCGGUCUCAAAGCUGAAGGAAUUACCUCUGGCAAACCCUCUGAUAACGCAGUUCACGCACUGCCCUACCCUGCCGAACACGCAUACCUCACAUAUCCGCUUACCGAAUGUGCUGUAUAACAUCAGCCUCGGAUCUCCACGAGCACCUUUGUCACGAGAGCAUGAAGAGCGAGAUGAGGGCUCCGACGAUCCGCGAACAAAAGACGCCACGCGCUUCUUCAAUCCGGCAAUCAUCCCCCUCCCACACUGGUCCGGGGCCGCAAAAUACGUUCUCAUUUCCCGCCUUGUUACGACCGGCUUCCAUCAAGAGUCUCACAUCUGUUUGGCAGAUAUCUGUCAUCCUCCUCGCAGUUCACCCUCGCCCUUGACCUGGUUUCCGGUUGAACGCAGCAACAAUGCCACUCCUCCUCGACCCGCCUCGAAUGGAGAGCCUGUGCAGUACCUUAAACGGCGACAACCCCGAUUUCAACAAGCCCUGCCACCAGACGCCAGUGUCUGCUCCUCAUCUGACCUCUCUGAUACCCGGCUGGGCGGCAGCGGCGGGCUACGCUGUCUUACGACCCCACGAAAGAUCAACAUCCCCCCAACCCCGGCGGAGAACUGUACGGACUCAUGGCUCGCGUUCCCAGAUAUCCCUGGCUUCCACGACCCACGAGUCUUUUGGAGCGGGAAAGGUGAGCCUCUAAUCCUGGUGAAUAGCGCCAGUCGCUACGGUUGUGUCGGGCUGUGGAUCGUGGAUCUGCGAAAGGUCUACCCGGAAUUCGAAAAGGUCUUGAAUCGCCAGCACCACCGCAGGACGGUCGUCGGUAUCGAGACAGGGGACAGGGAUCUGGGCCUGGAAGCUAGAGGCGCAGAAAUUGAGCUGGACAAGGAAGAGGGUCAAGCGCGCACAGGCACCAUCGGAGGAGUCGGUGUCAAGCCCUUGAUGAGUUACCCGCAUCUCACUGAGAUCACUAGAAACCCCAGACAAAGCCGAGCGCGCGUAGAGAAGAACUGGAUGCUCUGGUUCCCGAGUGCUGACGACUCGUAUGUUCAGUACGACUUGAUCGGUCAGGGGCUAGAAGAGGAGGAUGGAGAAGAUGGACUGGCACAGGAAAUCGACAUGCUUACAACUCUCGGAUUGAAUGCCUCCCUCGCCCUCGGUCCGGGCAACAUCACGAAUCGUACAAGUUUCUCAACACACCACGCAAUGCCCCGAAGGUGGACAGCAGCGAGACCAACCACAAAGGGACGCACCUUUGCCAAACUCACCGGCAACGGCUUCACCUCGCCCAACCUCACCUCGGCCUUGGAAGAGCCCUGCUUCUCCCACAGUGAAGGGCAUUUCGCAGACUCGUUGGGCAACAGGGGCCAUUGGCAUCAAGGCUCCAAUUCGUUACGACUCAUUCUCUGCACGAGAGCCCAGGCGCGGAGUGAUUCAGCCUGCAAGGACGAGGAGAACAUCAAUGGCACGGCCGUGAGCACCGGUUGCUCCGUUCACUUUGCCAUCAUGCAUCGAAAGUUUAGCAACGAGCUAGAUCUGCCUCUUCGGUAUGAGAGAUAUGUCGUCGUGUGGGAGGGGAGGGAGCCGUUCCAGAUGCUAGGGGUGAGCAAGUUUCCGUUGCUGAUGAGGAACGAGAGAGCAGGGCCGUGGACCGAGGAGGAAAACUGGCCUGGUCCAAAGGAGAUGGGAUGGAACGCUACAAGGGAGAAUUUGCGCGAAAAGGAGGGGAGGGUGGUCAGAAGAGGCGCCGGGGAUGGGUUAUAUGAGUACGAGACUGAACACAAGGACGACUUUGUCAAAAGCCAAGCUUACUUCACUUACACACCGAGUCUGGCGUGGGCAUGGAGGCCUCAUUCUGCAGCGGCAAAUCAGGAAGAGGAAGAUGACGACGUGGAAUACAUGUCGCAGUUGGGGACGGGAUAUCUGGGCGACGACGUGCUGGUCGGAAUCGGUCUGGAGGAUGUGAACCAGGCGUUUGCGAGGGUCAAGGUCGACGACCUUUUGCAGUGUCUGCGGCUGUGUCCUGGUGUGAGGUUUGCUGACGAGUCAGCGAGUCGGGAGACUGAUUAG
This is a messenger RNA of Fonsecaea nubica, 2292 nucleotides long. RefSeq lists its product as hypothetical. The transcript has a single exon. The record is from RefSeq and is a predicted model, not a curated record. NCBI's taxonomy places the organism in Eukaryota, Fungi, Ascomycota, Eurotiomycetes, Chaetothyriales, Herpotrichiellaceae. The coding region runs from base 1 to 2292 and encodes 763 amino acids.